Messenger RNA from Aedes aegypti (yellow fever mosquito), 1311 nucleotides. Its product is annotated as electron transfer flavoprotein beta subunit lysine methyltransferase. Gene Ontology annotation, cellular component: mitochondrial matrix. The transcript has 6 exons. The record is from RefSeq and is a predicted model, not a curated record. Gene Ontology annotation, biological process: peptidyl-lysine trimethylation. Gene Ontology annotation, molecular function: protein-lysine N-methyltransferase activity. NCBI's taxonomy places the organism in Eukaryota, Metazoa, Arthropoda, Insecta, Diptera, Culicidae. The coding region runs from base 192 to 1154 and encodes 320 amino acids.
UUCUUUUCACAUGACAGAAGCUUGUGCAUUUGUGUUGAAUGUCACUAAUGUAGUGCUCGUACUUUGUUUGUGUAAUCAUCUGUUGAUCGUAAAUAGAACCAUCCUUCAAAAGUGUUCAUCAAGGAUCCCCUUGGCAAUUGGGAGCUCAUUCCGCGCAGCAUACUUCAUCAUCACAAUCGUGUUCGGGCAACAUGCUUCGACGAUUAGCAGCGGUCUGUUAUCAGCAGCAAAGGGCGCUCCCAGCAGUGGCGACUUCGAUGGGCGUUGCAGACGGGCCACUUGGAUCAUGUCGGCGACACCUCCGAAUACGUAGCCGCCAUCACGCAGCUGGUUAUCACGACGACAGCAAAAACAGAUCACUAGAUCCAACAAACGGCGACAGCGAAAACAUCCCAUCGGCCAAGGCAAAUUCCAUCACCCAAUCACCGUUAUUGUACACCCAAAUAAACCCCACCGACCGCAUCAAAAUACUGCAAAACACCAAAAUCUCCCGCCACCACCUGACCCCCGAACAGGCGCUACAUCUUAUCACCGAGGAGUGCACAAUCUACCAUCAGCCCAUCGACGAGGGUUUCUGCUUCCCCUCCGAACCGUUCUGGGGGUUUUUCUGGCCCGGGGGACAAGCCCUGACAAGAUUCAUUCUAGACAACCGGCAAUUAUUCAGUGGGAAAUCCGUUCUGGACGUCGGCUGUGGCUGUGGAGCUUCCUCCAUUGCAGCGCUCAAAUCGGGCGCGAAACUCGUCACCGCCAACGACAUCGACGCAAUCGCCCUUCAAGCCACGCUUCUCAACGCGGAACUCAACGAGAUCACCGAGCAACGCUUGGAACUGGACCAGACUGAUCACAUCGGAGCACCUUGUGAUUGCCAUGACGUCAUCCUGCUGGGAGAUCUCUUCUACGAUGCCGAAAUCGCUGACGUAUUAAUCCCGUGGCUGAGCCGACUGGCGCUCGUCGACGGGAAAGAUAUCUACAUCGGUGAUCCGGGGAGACACGGCCUGACGGAGACGAGGCUGAGAAACAUGAUUCAUCUAGCGCGGUACGAAUUGCCGCCUAAUGUUUGUCUGGAAAAUAACGGGUUUUCUCAUGCGAACGUUUGGAAAUUUGUUGCGGAUGCGGACUUUGAUGGGUCGCUGCCACCGGCUCGGAUGAGUUAGCGCCAAUCGAGGAGGGUUGACGAGUGAAGGCCAUUAUGCUUGCGAGGAGUAUUGUGAGGGGAUGAGUAAUUUCCUCGAAUUUCGUGGAGGAGCGACGAGCCUGAUAUAAUUCUAUUUAGCGUGAUGCGGUGGAAACAAAUAUACUUAAAUGAACAAA